UCUCUCUCUCUCUCUCACUUUUUGCCUCCCCAAAGCCUACCAUUUUUACUAUCUCCAAAAAUCUUCCCAACAUAUUUAAAUCACCUUUACCUUUUCACCUUUUGUUUUUCCAAAUUCUAAUUUAUUUCCAUCUCUAAUUUCCUUUGCAGAUGUUAUAAAGUAUAAACACAUGGGACUCCAUUACAAACCGACCUCUAAAAAUUCCAUCCUUUUCAGUUCAUCCCUUCAUAUAUUCUGCAUUCUCUCUCGUUCUGCUACGAUUCAUCGUAUUUUUUCGUGAUUAUUGCGAUCCUGUGGUUUGUUUAGCUACGUACGACAGUCAGACGUUGAUGGGCUCAUCCAAUUCAUUGUUCAUCUGAACUGUCGGAUCGGCAAUCUGAUAAGGAUUUGGCUUUACUGAAGAAAUUAUUUCUAGACAAAUCAGUCAGCUAUGGGGCAUAGAAACUUACUUACCGCGCCUCAGAUUCGUGAAACCGACAGUGAACAGGAAUGGAAUCACCCAAACCAAUCUUACAUGCCAACAACAAUAGUCGGAGCUUCCGGAAGCAAUCCUCUCGUUCAUCAUCCUACAGUGAAUAUCCAAGGCGGACCAUUUCCUUCCUCUGCUUCAACGUCAUCAAACAGACACCAAUGGCCUGUUUUUAAUGCUGACUUAUCACAUAAUAGAAAUUCUGGUUUGGUCCCAAAUAAUAAUCUUAUUGGCCAAACCGCCCCUCGAGCAGAUGAAGAAGGCCUUCACAAUCAGACUGUGGGCCGAUUUCCUCAGAAGCGGAAAAACCCUCACGGCCCACAAAUAAGUGAGAUUGGGCCUGUGGCGGUGGGGCCCACUAGCAGCAGCAGAUAUUAUGAUGUCGGUAGUUCGUCCAAUUUGCACUUGCCAGCUGGACCGCCAUCUCAGCAAAAGCAAAAUACAUCAUCAUCAUCUUAUCCCACGGUUUGGAAGUAUCCGAAUAGUAGUAGCCUUCCCAUCGGCAGCGAAAGUACAACGAGAAAUGUGAGAAGUAGAGUCAAUAAUGUUGACCAUGAAUCUAAUAAUCUGGACAGCACUCGUUCGUCGGGUAACUUUCCGAAUUUUUCUUUUUCUAGUCAAUCUUCUGGUCAAACUAACUCAACGGGAUUUUCAAGAGCUAGUCAUGGUACGAGUUUAUUCGGUCAGAAUACUUUGGGCCCAAAUAAUGGGACCUUGAAUAGGAAUACUAUUCCUCGAAUUUCCAGUUCUAACGCGAACCAAUCUUUCGGAGGAGUUCAAAGUGGUUUUUCCCAAAGAGCCAUCCCAACUUCCGGGUCUUCGUCGAGCAGCCAAGCAAUGCAGCAGCUAAUGGCUCGAAAUGAAGGGCCACCAAUUAAUGCAGAAAGUAAUGCCGAGAGAUAUCAACGUUUUUUGUCUGCUAUAAGAUUGAUUAGCGGUGAUAGGGAGGGCCGAUUAGUCGUGAACCGUUCUGCAAUUUAUGGAUCAAAUAAUCCCUUUGAUCAACACAGGGACAUGAGACUCGAUGUCGAUAACAUGAGCUAUGAGGAGCUACUUCUACUUGGAGAGAGGAUUGGAAGUGUAAACACUGGUUUGUCUAAUGAUCUGAUUUCGAAAUGUUUGACCGAGUCAAUAUUAUGUUCGUCCGAGCAAGCUGAAGACGAUGGAAGAUGUGUUAUUUGUCUGGAGGAAUACAAAAACAUGGAUGACUUGGGAAUUUUGACAUGUGGCCAUGAUUUUCAUGUGGGCUGUAUUAGAAAAUGGCUGUCAAUGAAGAAUUUGUGUCCAAUCUGCAAGAAAUCUGCAAGCAAGGAGAAGUGACAACAAUCUUACUACCUAAUAUUAUUUUUUUAAAAUUUUUUGCGGGUCGACAUUAGUGCGUAAAAUUACGCCAUCUUAUUAACGAUUGUCGCGAUUAUUGGACAGGCUAUUUAAGAUGGAUUCGAUUUUAUUAUUAUUAUCAUUUUUUCAUUUUUUAGGACCAACUUAUGAGCUACAUUAUUAUUAUGUCCUUUAAUGUUCAGAUGGUUUGAUGAUUAUUCAUAUCAUUGUGGAUAUAUCCAAAUGAGUGCAAAACUUACA
Messenger RNA from Striga asiatica, 2050 nucleotides. Lineage: Eukaryota; Viridiplantae; Streptophyta; Magnoliopsida; Lamiales; Orobanchaceae. The record is from the annotation of a GenBank genome assembly.